This is a messenger RNA of Symbiodinium sp. CCMP2592, 3033 nucleotides long. The record is from the annotation of a GenBank genome assembly. Lineage: Eukaryota; Dinophyceae; Suessiales; Symbiodiniaceae.
AUGAGGGGCAGCCAUCGCGCGAGCAGCCACUCUGUGGUCAGCGUGGGGCCCCCGAAGAACAGAUGCUCCAGGAUCCAGGUCUUCAUCACAUCGAAGGCGGCGGCGGUGAUCUUUUGGGUCCUUACCAUUGCACACUGUGCCAUCUACAUGCUGGGGCCCGGGAUGUUCCGGCAGCUUCUUGAUUUCGUGAUCUGGGUUUGGGUGACAGGCGGACCCCUGGCGGUCAUGACUGUCACGGAGGUGGCUGUCCGCGUCUCCGCACAGGGUGGCCCCCUCUGGAGGUGGCGAUCUUGGCGGAAGGUGAUGAUACCAUUGUAUCACCAGCUGGAGGCCCUGGUCCUCGCACUCAUGGCCUACCGUGGCGGCAUGAGUAUCUAUCUCCUUAAGGUGGCGCUUGAGGCCCAAGGCGACCUUCCGGCUAUGGUGUCGGAUCAGGACAAGGCCACCGUUUUGGUGCUUUGUGCCUAUCGCGCACUGCGCACCUGGGGGGACUUGCAUGGCGUCUCUGUGCAUCAGACGCUUCAGCAAAGACGGCUGAGGGCGAAGCUGAACAAGCUUUGGAUGGAUGAGUACCAACAAAAGCUACAAGAGCAUCGAGCACGGUUGGUCGUGAAAAUCCAGCGCAUGGUGGACAGGAAAGUCCCGCAGCUGCUCUUCCUGCUUGCCUCCUUGAUCUACUGCGGGGCGGAAGUUUUCGACUUCGUACGCACUUCCCAAGUUCUGGGCUACGUGCUCCUGGUGGCCUUCGGCUGCGAAUUCCUCAUAAGGACGAAGGCACAGGGUGGAGAGAUCUUUUUCCGGCCUCUUUUCAACAAGCUGGAGUUCUUUGUGCUUACCGCUGGCACCUGGUGCCUCUUCUACGCCUCCUGGUACACGCAGUACCUGGCCUCCUCCAAAGCCGAAGCAACGGCCGUGGCCGCAGCCACGGCCACCCUUCUGCUGCUCCACCGCUGCAUUCGACUUCUGGGAAUCCAGCUCAAGGUCUCUGCGAGUGAGUUCGAUGCGGACAGCGUGAUGAGUGCCAAGGCGAUGCAAAUUUUCAUGGCGAAGUUUGGCACCUUGGUGGACGUUCCGCCGACAAAUGUCAAGGUAGACCUACCCGGCUCUAUGAUCCACAUUCAGAAGGCGAGCCUGAAACCGGAAGCCUUUGCGCAGCUGCACUUGCCGGUCACCGUGACCGGUGGCCUUAUCGAGGACCUCUUCAUCGACUUCUUCAGUUCCGACACCACGAAGGACUUGGGUCGGCCUCUGACCUUCGCUCCCCGUGUCCGGGGUCGGACGAAGAUCCGGAUCAAGAACAUGCUGCUGCUCUUUGGUCCGGGCCCAGGCCUAGCCGAGGCGGGCGAAGGCGAGCCGGGCAGCUACUGGCAGUACGACAGCGUUCGGGCGGCGAAGAGCCGGGUGAUCGACCUCAUCUGCCAGCGCCUCACCGUGCCCUUCCCCACGGCAGCAGACCCAGCGGUAGUCUCGGCGGACUCCUUGGGCUCGAGGCCGCGAAAGACUUUCCGGCAGAUGGGCCAGAACUUGAUCAAAGGUGCUCGUUACAAAGUUGGCACGGCUGUGGCGCAGGGCUUCCGCAGGCUGCGGAUGGCGCUGCAAGACAGUUCUGUACGCCAUGUGGACAUGAACGUGCACAAUGUCAUGGUGCAGUUCGAAGAUCAUGAGGGCUUGCUUGGCCACGGCUGCCUGAACCUCGGAGUCAAGGUGGACUGCGUGAAGCUGCAUCGGCACCAGGGUCGCCACUUCAGCGCGCAGCUGACCCGCUGGUCGCUCUACGCCGAGCCAUUUGCAGCGGCAAAUGCGAGCAGGCGAACCUCCAUGUCUGGAUGGAGGCCCAACAGGACUGUGAACAAGAUGGUCCGGUUGACCUGCGCCGAGCGGUUUCGCUCCUGGGCCUUUGCGAAGAUGGAGGACGACCAUCCACCAGAUCCGCUUGCACUGAUGAAGCGCAUUGAGCGCUUCCCCGAGAGGCACAACAUCCUCACGGUGCAGCAGGUGGUGGUGCGUGGAAGCCCGGCGGAGACCCAGGUGGCAGAGGAGCCGAUCAAGAAGCCCUCGACUGAGAGCCGGCUGCUUGCACCCCUCCGGGCAGUCUUGCGCAAGGACGAGCCUUCAGCAUCGGCCUCCCGAUCGGUGGACAUCGAGAGCCAACUCUUUGGCUCGGAUUCCUCGCAGGUGGACGCCUGGGAGUGGACGAUAAACGUGCGGCCCAUCCGCGUGAUUGUGGACGACAUGCAGUUUCGCUGCCUCAGGUAUGUACGCCGCUGCGUCGCCAACUGGUGGGCCUGGGAUACGGCCUUCCAGUGGUAUCCGGACUUGCGGCCCUGUGACCCAGAGGUUCGGCGCGCCUCGCCGGCGGAGCGAAGCGUGGUGGUGCGCUUUUGGUGGGUCUAUGCCGCCCAUCGUGCUCUCGUAUCCUUGGGCCGGCGUCCGAACUUCAUCUACCUGAACCUGGUGCGUAAGGCCAGCUACCGCCACAAACACCGCACCCUCAUCACAGAAGUGCUUGAACGGUCGAGCCCACUGAUCCCUGGGGCACGAUUAGCGCUGAAGGCUUCGGCGCAUCAGCGGCAGCAGCUGUCAGAGCUGCAGAUCCACCUGCCCUAUCCGGACAUCCUCACAUGCUUUCGGGAGGAGCUGGGGAAGUGCGCGAUGAGAGGAUGGGCAGCCCGGCCGGCAGCUAUGUCUGCAAGGGACGGGCCCUUGCCCGAAAGGGACGAGGAGCUGGACUCCGUUGUUGAGGAUUCCGACUCCGAUGUUUCGGAGGGUUCUGUGCCUGGUGACCUCUCAGGCGACGAGGACCAGCCGGAGGCGGAGCCGAGUCUAGGCGGCCACUGGGAGCUGAGGUGGACGGCUCUGGAAGUCUUCGUCUUGGGCUGGAGAUCGAACGUGUCCCGGCCCAUCCUUCUCCACAGCAAGCUGCGGGAGAUGUGUCUCGAAGCGGACGUUCGCAACCAGGCGAAGCCGGGAGAACACUGCGGGUUGAGGGGCUUCGAGUGCUGGGUCUGUCAAAGUGGUCAGGAUAGGAACUAG